GUCUAAAUCACGGAGGAUUGAAAAAAGGCAUACAAAUAAAAAUAUAUUUAGAUAAACUUAAUACAUUAACUAUCGUGUCCGCAUUUACGAUGGGUGAGGAAAAUGCUGCGUGAUGGUCUCGUUCAACUACAUCUCCCACGGUGCACCUCUCUGUUUCUAUAUGAUGUACACGCUAGGCGACAGUAAUCGCUCCAAAAACAGAAAAUACGUUCACUGUAAAAAAGGUAUUUUCUUAACCAGGUGCACACAUUUCUGAGUUGUUACUCACAUUGUUCACUAGGAAUAUAUACUUGUUACACAAAAGUGAACGGAAAUGUAAGUUGUUGGGUUUUUUUUUUCCAAAUUUCGCGCGGUUUGCUGCGCCACUAACGAGAUUAGCCGAAUGACAUUUUAGCUUGUAAUGUUGCUCCAACUGGGGCUUCAGUUCUGACAUAUGAAAUAAAACUUGUCUGUUAAAAUGGAGGUGACUGAUGUCGGAAACAAAGAAGAGGGCAAGCUCUGGUGUCGAAAACCAGCACCUGGGAAAGGCGUAUUGUUGACGGUGGUCCGUAAUGCUCAUCAGACUAAGAUACGUUUCCUCCAUGCAGCCUUUGACACCACUGGAGAGUCCUUCCUGGCUGGCGAUCACCAUGGCAACAUCUAUGCCUUUGACAUAAGUAGAAAUAGAUUUCGUCUUGUGCAGAAGACGGGACAGGCCUGCACUGCUUUAGCAUUCUGUCUCCGCAGGACCACAGAGUUCCUGGUGGCUCUUGUUGACAACACGGUCAAGUGUUUCGACAAAGACACAAAGCAGCUGAUCAGUUGUAUGCGGGGCCAUGAGGGGGCUGUUUCAUCCAUCUCCAUCCACAGCUCAGGCCGCUACGCCAUCACCACUUCCUCGGACACCGCUCAGCUCUGGGAUUUGGACACCUUCCAGAGGGAGAGAAAGCUCAACGUCCAACAGUCAGUUGGCAUACAGAAGGUGUUCUUCCUCCCCCAUAGGAACACCAUCCUCAGCUGUUUCAAUGACGACUCCAUCUUUGCUUGGGAGAGUGGCACACUCGUGUGUAAAUAUCAGCUUCCAGUCCCCGACUGCGGACCCCGAAUCUUUUACAAGACUUUUGCUGUGACAGGAGAUGGUAAAACCCUGGCAGCCGGAGGGCGCUCAAACCUGCUGCACCUGUGGUGCCUGGAACCCAAAGAGCUGGUCAAUGUGAUCCAGAUGCCAGCGCAGGUUCGGGCUGUCAGACAGUUGGAAUUCCUUCCUGACAGCUUCGAUGAAGGAGCCAGUCAGACAUUGGGUGUGUUGGGCCAAGACGGCGUGAUGCACUUCAUUAACAUUCACACCUCCAAGCUGCUUUUUCACAUCGGUUCGCACAGCAACGCCAUCACCGGUGUGACCGUCAGCCCCACUGGUCGCCAUGUGGUGGCCAUCUUGGACAAUGGCGGCAUCAGCGUCUACAGCGUUCAGAGUCUCACGCAGGAAUUAAACAAGCCUCCUCUCCCACAGUUGGUCGUCAUCCCAGGUGGUACAGCUAACCAGGAACCGUCAAACCUAAAGGCCAAGGUCCAAUCAGAGGCAGGACAAAGACAAACUAAAAACAAGGGUCGGGCGAAACGAGUACAGAUCCACACCCCCUCUGCUGGGUCGACAGUUGAGGAUAAAGAGAACCAACUCCCUGGUGGUCUGAACAAGAAGCGGCUGGUGGCUCUGCUUAAAACAUUUGGAGAAUAUCCAGCAAAAUACAGGAUGUUUGUGUGGCGAUCCUUGUUAUACCUGCCUGAGAACUAUGCAGCAUACAGCAGUCUGACUGAUAAAGGCCUGCACUCAGCCUACCUCACCCUCCAUGAGAAGUAUCCCAUCAAAAGCCAGAAGCUCCAGAGGGGGCUGCAGAGGGUUUUGUCUGCAUCAGCUCACUGGGCCGCCAUCUUUGGAGAGGUAGAGUACCUUCCGCUGAUAACCUUCCCAUUUGUGAAGCUCUUCCAGAACAAUCCCAUGGUCUGCUUUGAGGUGGUGGCCACUGUUUUAGUGAACUGGUGUCAGCACUGGUUUGAGUUCUUCCCCAACCCUCCUCUGAACGUCCUGAGCAUGGCGGAGAACAUUCUAGCUCACCAUGACAAGGAGCUGCUGCAGCACCUGGUGGAUUGUGGCAUCACGUCACAGCUCUACUUGUGGCCCCUCUUGGAGACUUUAUUCUCUGAGGUUUUGACACGUGACGAGUGGCUCAGACUCUUUGACAACGUCUUUUCGAACCAUCCGUCCUUCUUGCUGAUGGCGUGCGUGGCCUACCUGAUGUGCUGCCGGGAGCCGCUCUUGCUGUGCUGCCAGAAACAGGACUUUGAGUAUUUUUUCCACCAUCGGAACAACUUGAACACGGAAGACAUGAUUAAAGAGGCCUAUCGGUUGAUGAACAACACGCCGGAUGACAUUCAUCCCAGGACGACGCUUUCUGACUUCACACCGCUCACCAAAGGCCAGUACCCCUUGUUCAACAAAUACCCAGAGUUCAUAGUGGAGUAUCAGAACCGCGAGAAGGAAAAGAUUCGACAAGAAGAGAUGGAGUACCUCCAGGAGAGGCAAGAGGUAUCAAUGCUGCGUGCAGAUUUAAUGCAACGCCAAGCGGAAGACGACGCCUAUUUUGCACAACAGGCGCUCCUGCAGAAGGCUGAAGAGCAGCGCAGAAACAUUCUCGCACAAGAGGAGGCCAAACUAACACAACAGAGAAAAAAGCUGACAGCCAUGAAGAGAGAGCUAAAGUUGAAUGAGUUGCAGCUGCUGGAUGCAAAUAAAAAACGUCUCCUCAAACACCAGCAGGACCAUCAUGUCUCACAGAUACAAAAACUGGACCAGGAAAUCAGGAGAAAGAUGGAUCUACGUGAGCAGGAAACAGCAGCAGCACUCCAGGAUCUGGAAAUGAAGCAGAUGGAGCUGGAGAUACAGCGCAGGCAGCUUCAGCAGCAACUGUGCAAGGAGCAGUUUCGCAUAGAACGGCAGGUUGAAGAAGAGGCGCAGCUGUUGAUGAAGAGUGCAAAAAAAGAGGAGCAGCUGCAGGGUGCAGACGCAAACAAGAAGGCGCUAGGAGGCUUCCUGGCGGAGGCGUGCCAGCCGGGCUCCGACUCCAGCUGGCAGCGAGACGUGGCCAAGGGCCCGCCGCACCUCGACUGGCUGCAGAGGAAAAGAGAGAGGUUGGCCGUGUUUGACAGGCGAGCGCUGGCAGAAGGGGACCGUCUCACGGACACCUGGAGAGAUACGGCUGGAAGGGAGUGGGAUGAAGUUGUGAAUGACAGAGCACACUUAAUGGAGCAGCAACAGUCCCGGCCUGCAACACACACAACUCGAGGAGUUAUUUAUAGGCCCAGUUUCACAACAAGUCGUACCGAGACAGCGGACGCCAAACCAGCCAACAGCGGUGCCACGCCCAAACAAGCGGGAAGUAACACGGUGUGUCUGAACGCCAGCUCCCCUGCAGCGAGCACCUCCACCAUAUUCUCUCUGGACCGAGGCCGAGCACAUUUGGACAGCAAAGAGAGACAACUGAUAAAGGAUAUCAGGGAUCUGAGACAGAGGCUGGUCACCAGAGCCAAAGAGGGCAGCGUUGCGUAGUCCCUGCCACAUCUAACGCCACACGCCACCGCCCAGUGACAACAAGCUCCUCCUCCUAUAUGUCCACAUUUACUAACUUUUUUACAGUCACCGAAUGCAUAUUUGUAGUUUGUGUGAUUAUGUUUGCUAAAUACCUUCACUUGUGCGUAUUUUUACUUCAUAUACUUAUGGGGCACUUUGAUCGUAUUGAUUUUUAUAGGCUGUUUUACAUAAAUGCUUUUUUUUUAAAAUCACUCCACUCUGAGCUGUCAUUGUUUGCACAUAUUACUUUGACUUGUGUUACAGGGGCAACAAUAUGGAAAUAUUCCAAACAAUACGGAGGUGUGACAAAAUAUCGGCAUAUGAUGAUAUUGUACCUUAUGAUGGAUUACUGAUAGGCUCAAAGACAAACGUCUUUCACUGUUCGACCUCAGUGAGUCACCACUUUACGUGUCAUCCCUGUGGAGAUUCUCCCGAGAGCGGCAGAAAAUUAGGCGGAAGUCACAAAAGAAGAAAAAAAACAAGUGGCGGACUCGGUGAAACCAAACUGAAACACGCCAGCAGUGACGUGUGGACGGGGAUGACAAAAAGUACAUUCUUGCUAAUCACACAAUAAAAUACAUAGAAAUGUCAUAGGCACUUGCAGUACCGACGCAUCCUGAAGGGGUCAGGUGAACGUGAGCUACAAGGUGCUUGUCGCAGGAAAAGCCAGCGUUUUUUCCCCUUUCUGCUAAAUGAAAUGCAUUAAACAUACACUGCUCAAAAAAUGAAUGGAACACUUAACACAGUGUAACUCGAAGUCAAUCACACUUAUGUGAAAUCAAACUGUCCACUGAGGAAGCAACACAGAUUGACAAUUUCACCUGCUGUCGUGCAAAUGGAAUAGAC
Molecule: messenger RNA, 4450 nt
Organism: Dunckerocampus dactyliophorus (ringed pipefish)
Lineage: Eukaryota; Metazoa; Chordata; Actinopteri; Syngnathiformes; Syngnathidae
Gene: tbc1d31
Product: TBC1 domain family, member 31
Exons: 23
Coding region: 458-3583 (1041 amino acids)
Cellular component (GO): centrosome
Molecular function (GO): protein binding
Source: RefSeq, a predicted model, not a curated record